AUGUCAAGUAAGGAAAAGGUAGUCAUCAUUGGCGGUGGAUGGGGUGGUUAUCGACUGGGAUACGGCAUCGACCACCGAAAAUACGAUAUCACCCUUAUUGCGCCGGAGAACACGUCUGCUGUGACUCCCCUCCUCGCCAGUGCGGCUUGCGGGCUGUUUGACCCCCGUCUGGCCCAUGAGCCCAUCCGCCGGAAGGACUUUCAUGCCCAAUACAUCAAAGCCUUCGUCGUCGACAUCGACUUCAGCCGGCAGGUGCUCAUCUGUCAGCCAGCGUUCGAAGAGCUGAAGGAUGAUCGCUUCGAAGUAUCAUAUGACCGCGUGAUCCUCACGCCAGGCUGUCGAAGCAACACCUUCGGCAUCCCUGGGGUGGCGGAGAACGCUAUCUUUGUCAAGAAUGUGGCCAAUGCCAAUACGGUCCGGACUCGUCUGAACGAUAUCCUGGAGAUGGCCUCGUUACCCGGGACAUCGGAGGCGCGGCAGAGGCAGCUGCUGCAUAUCGUGAUCGUUGGCGGUGGUCCCACUGGUAUCGAGGUGGCCGCUGAAUUGACCGAUCUUUUCGAAGGUGAUUUGGGAGUUUUAUUCCCACACCUCAAGGACCUGACGUCGGUUUCGGUGAUCGAUGUCGCACCCCAGAUUCUCGCCCCAUUUGACCAAAAGUUAUCAGAAUACGCGUGCGGUGCACUGAAAACCAACAAGGUCAAGGUCAAACUCAACUGCCACAUCGUCAACGUUACAAAGGACACCAUCGAGACCCGGGAAUCUGGGAUCAGUGGCUACGGGAUGCUCAUUUGGGCCACCGGAAACAGGUCGAUACCGCUGGUCGACCAACUGCAACUUCGGAAGACCGAAAAGGGCCUUGUCCGAAUUCUGACAGACGACCAUCUCAAUGUCUUCUCACCCGAUGGCAAUGUGAUACCGAAUGUGUUUGCAAUGGGAGAUGCGGCCGACAUUGAGGACGGAACACUGCCGACAACGGCCGAAGUUGCAAUCCAGAAAGCGGAUUAUCUCAUCCGCCUUUUCAACUCCGGUGGAAAGGAUACUCGGCCAUUUCAAUACCAGCAGCGGUCACUGGUAACAUACACCGGUGCGUGGGACGGUGUGGUUCAAGGGAAGCGCGAGUACACCGGCUACGGUGCAUGGCUGAGUUGGAGAUCUGGCAACUUCUUCUGGACGCGGUCGUGGAGGAGAAGGGUCCUGAUGUGCUAUGCGUGGUUCAUGGAUUGGCUGGAUGGGAGAGAGAUCAUUCGCAAUUAG
This is a messenger RNA of Aspergillus bombycis, 1254 nucleotides long. Its product is annotated as putative disulfide oxidoreductase. Gene Ontology annotation, molecular function: NADH dehydrogenase activity. The record is from RefSeq and is a predicted model, not a curated record. The coding region runs from base 1 to 1254 and encodes 417 amino acids. NCBI's taxonomy places the organism in Eukaryota, Fungi, Ascomycota, Eurotiomycetes, Eurotiales, Aspergillaceae. The transcript has a single exon.